UUGCAGAUUUGCAAUAUUCAGUAUCAAAUUACUAUCAGUUGAACAAAAAAUGAUACUUUUCGUUUGGUCACUAGUUUCAUCGGCCAUUGAGGCUGCUCGAAAACGUCAUAUUGCUAAUUUCCUUCGUGCCUUACUUGCUCAACAACGGGUUUCUAGAAACUAUGAAAUGCUCAUAUGGAAAACAAUUAUUAAAUCUUCACAAUAUUUAUCAACUCAAAGAGCCAGUUCAUCGAGAUUGUACCGACCAACUAGUGAACCAAAACUCGAUUCGACACUUGUCUUGCAGACUGAUUUAAUACAAGUUUAUGCCGAAAAAUUCGAAACGCUUCGUGCCAGCGAAUGGAGAUUUUGUCCGUCUUUAUGGCCUUGUGAAGAGGAUUCAAUAUACUUUGUAGUACAUGAUGAAUUCAUGGAAAAACGACAAAAAGAGCCAGGAGGAGAUGAAAAAUUGGAACCAAACUAUUUUAAACUUCACGAAAAGUGUGAUCGAUUGGCAGUUCACAAAACAAUGACCCGAUGCUUAUAUGCUUGCUCAUUCGAUAUGUUCAUAGAUGUUGUAGAUGCAUUUUCUGAAAAGUUUCUCAUUGACGAAAACUUUCAAGUUACCAAAAUUUUCAGCAUGUUUGCACCGCCACAAGAAUUAGAUCGAUCGUCAACGUCAUCUCUCCGACCCGAAAUGCGAACUUCAACGUUAUCACUUGCAUCGAAUUCUCUCCUUCCGAGACCUCUUCCAAUUUUACAGCAUUUGUUCUGGGGAGAUCGUACAGGAUCAACGAAAUUCUCGACUAAUGAUCGAUAUGGAAGUGAAGGAAAUUUAGACAUGUCCCCGAGUCGACGACAUCCAGGCCGUCCAUCAUCAUCUGCAACAAUAUCCAAUUCAGCCAGAAGACGUCGUUAUCGUUCUUGUAAUUCACCGGAACAUCUUGAAUCUGAAUCCAGUCAAUUGACUCUUGAAAGCGGAAGUGAAGAAUUCCGAAGUCUUCCUCGAUAUAUCAGACAACUAAAUCAACGGGAUUUUGGAAGCCCUAGUAAUAGUAUUACGAACGGAUAUAUUCCUGAUUCCGUCGACUUCAAUAGUUUGCCCAGAUAUAUUCGUCAUCUGGAAAAGUCGGUUUGCGACUCAACAGAAGACGUUACUUCUUUUCGAUCGGAUAGAGCACUUCCAUCGUCUUCUUCCUGUAGUCAUCCUCCAACAACUUCUGAUUCUUGUACAAGUAGUCUAGCAGAAGAAGCAGCAUCGAACAGCGGAAUAUAUAAGAAUCAAAGUUCAGCAUCAAGAACUAAUUCAAACGGAUCAUCAACUGAUCGAAGGACACCUGAUUGUCAUCCAAUAAAUUCUGGAUUAAAAAGUCAUUUCACAAUGGAUGAACUACGUAUGAUUGAUGAAACCGAUUCGGAGACUGUCAAUACAGCAAGGGAAUUAAUUGAAGAGGAUGCUGAAAACAUUUCAUUUGCAAAACUUGCUUAUCAAAAUACGAACGGAAAUGCGGCAAAUAAACCUGAGAAGGAAAAUAGAAAUGGCUCCAAAUUUGCAAAUGGAAGUGUUACCAUCAAACUGGAAACAAGUGAUAAUCUAAAUGACAAGAUCACGAAUUCCGAUAGAACACCAACACCGUAUCCCCCAGCUGAUUCUGAAAGACCAAUAAGUGAAGCUUCCUCGUGUCAUUCUGAAUCUCCUCCGCGAGACUCGAAGCCUCCACGAAGUCCAUCUAGAGUUACGAUUCCAACAAUCGACUUUUCUCGACUUCCUCCACUUGCUCAACAAACUGCCCGUUCUAAACGAAGUACCUCUGUCGUCGCCAACAAUAACCGGCAAAAUUCCCAGCGUCGUUUCUCAGCUUUCUCAACGGAAAGCGAUCGAGGAAGAUCUGUCAGUCCUUCAUUUGAAUAUUAUCAAAAUCGAUCUCUACGCGGAUUCACUUCUGCAGCCAAUCCACAUCGCGUCGCUACUCGAAAUUCCACAGUUCGUCAAGUACCACUUUACCAGUUCCUGACAUCAAGAAGUUCAUCAUUCAAGGCAAUGUGUAAACCGAACUCUGUUCUCGUAUAUACCGGAGGGAAUGAUAGUCUUUAUUCUGAUAUCCGUCAUCGAUUAUCAUUUCUUUUACCUCCAGAUGAGAUCACUGUUUUUAAUGUGUCAAUUCAAGCUUUGAAAAAACAGCCAUGGGCAGAAAAAUCAACGGUUUGUGUAAUACUUGCGUCUACGAACGAUUUGGACGAUGAAGCAUGGGAGAAAAUUCAAGCAUAUUUCAAUCAAAACGGAAAAAUAAUUUUUGUCUGCCAGAAUAAGCUAUUGGCAAGUAUCACAGGUUGUGAUUCGAGUAAAGCGAACGCUUCUAUUCUUCGAUUUGCAUUUGGGAGUCAAAAUAACAAAUUGAAAGAUACAAAUAAGGAAUUCGUGAAAUUUCUUGAGAAGAAUAUGAAAAAGCUUCCGAAAUCGACAGCAAUUAAUGAGACUUUUCGCUCAAAAGAUGUCAGUGUUGGAGCAAAUUUCACAGUUGUACUCAAGAAAGAACCAGAUGCACCCUUGUUCUUGUAUAUGCAAAAUAACGGAAGCCUGCAUGCUUCAGCAUUGUUCUCUGAUGCAACAACUCAACAAUUGAUAGCACCAAAUAGUAAUUUACUGAAAGAUUCUCUACGAAGCGUAGGAGUAAACGUCUGUGACACGACAAUGCCUCCAUUAACCAAAGGAAUUCUUAUUGCUGAAUAUGACUCAAUUAUAGAAAGCAUCGCUGGCCUUCGAUUGGGCGAAGAAAUUGGUUUACAGCCGCGAAUUCUGCUCAGGAAAAGUGAUGUUGUAGAAGAAUUAGGACUUCCUGAAGCUACUGAGAAGCUUCUUCCAAUCGAGGUGGUUAACCGGGAUUCUGAUGCUGGAACCAGUAAAAAUUUUGACUUCAAUCUUUAUUUCGAACAAAUUCAUUCAAAAAUCGGUCAAGUCGUACUGCUUGUUGAUGUAGCAACAACUACAAUGGAUAUUAUUGAAAGUGUGAAUGCCGGAAUUCCAUCACUCGAAAGUGUAGUUGUAAUUGCAAAUCGUCAAAUCAGCGGAAGAGGACGAGGUGGAAAUGAGUUCCUUUGUCCACGUGGGAUGGCAAUGUUCAACUUUUCUUUUUCUAUCUCAAAAAAGAGCAGAAUCGCAAAACAUCUUCCAAUUCUCCAGCACAUUUUCUGUGUGGCACUUGUUGAAGCAGCACGGAAUCUAUCUGGAUAUCCAGAGUUUCCACUGCAUAUCAAAUGGCCAAAUGAUCUGUAUUGUGAACGAUCUCAUAAAGUUGGUGGAAUGCUUCUUCAGUGCAGUACUAGGGAUGAUUCAUUCCGAGUCAGUAUCGGAUGUGGAAUGAAUGUUUCGAACGAUAAACCGACGAUGUGCUUGAAUGAUAUGCUGCCUAAAGAAGCCGAAACACGGAUUACAAAAGAACAAUUGAUUGCGGAAACAAUAAACAAAUUCACUUAUUACAUGAAGGACUAUGAGGAUAAUGGCCCGGAAACCUUCAAAAAGAAGUAUCACGAGUACUGGCUGCAUUCACAACAAGAAGUUCUACUGUCAGACUUCAAUGAACGAGUAACGAUUCGAGGAAUCGACGAUGACGGAUACCUGCAAGUACGCAGCAAGUCCAACCCGGAUAAAAUAUUCUCAAUCGGUGAUGAUGGAAAUACCUUCGACAUGAUGAAGGGUCUAAUUCGUCAUAAAUAUUAGGAUUGUAGCGGAUACAGAUAGAUCAGUGUAUAAAUAAUUUAUUGCAU
This is a messenger RNA of Caenorhabditis elegans, 3744 nucleotides long. It is a transcript of the gene bpl-1, whose product is annotated as BPL/LPL catalytic domain-containing protein. The transcript is spliced from 19 exons. Bases 50 to 3697 code for a protein of 1215 amino acids. Lineage: Eukaryota; Metazoa; Nematoda; Chromadorea; Rhabditida; Rhabditidae. Gene Ontology annotation, molecular function: biotin--[biotin carboxyl-carrier protein] ligase activity. The record is from RefSeq and is marked reviewed.